Messenger RNA from Xenopus laevis (African clawed frog), 2092 nucleotides. It is a transcript of the gene hdgfl3.S, whose product is annotated as hepatoma-derived growth factor-related protein 3. NCBI's taxonomy places the organism in Eukaryota, Metazoa, Chordata, Amphibia, Anura, Pipidae. The record is from RefSeq and is a predicted model, not a curated record. The coding region runs from base 444 to 1106 and encodes 220 amino acids. The transcript is spliced from 7 exons.
CAGAGAGGCGUAGGUAAUGACUACAGGAAGCACGAGGCUUUUUACAGGACUCAAGCAUACGUGAACCGAAAGAAACAAGCUGAAGGAUUCGCUUUAACUACUAUUCAAAAGAACCCCAAGCAGCGCUGUAUAGGUUUGUGUUAGGUCGCUGCCCGCCUUGAAAUCGGACUGAGAGGAGCCACGUUCUCAGAGUGCCCGUGCUGGACAUAGAGAGGGAGCUCACUUGGCGGAGAAGGACCAGGGCAUCUUCUCUUCAAGCUCCCUGAGACAAAGGCCUGCUGCUGCCCGGGAAAGCCCACCGCUGGUAAUUACGAAAAAGGAGGUGGUACCCGGGCCUUCCUGCCCCCUGUGGUCGUUUUAGACUCCGCACGUCCCCCCAUUUCUCCGGCUGCUGCCGCAGAGCGGAGGGGGCAGCUCAGUGUGUGUCGUUGUGAGGGAACAAAAUGGCUCGGCCCAGGCCUCGGGAUUACAAAGCAGGAGAACUGGUGUUUGCCAAAAUGAAGGGAUACCCGCACUGGCCUGCCAGGAUUGAUGAACUUCCGGAGGGAGCUGUGAAACCACCAGCAAACAAGUUCCCAAUUUUCUUCUUUGGCACCCAUGAAACUGCAUUUUUGGGUCCUAAGGAUCUUUUCCCUUACAAGGAAUAUAAAGAAAAGUUUGGGAAGUCAAACAAGAGAAAAGGAUUUAAUGAAGGUUUAUGGGAAAUAGAAAAUAAUCCUGGUGUGAAAUUUACAGGAUAUCAGGCUAUACAGCAGCAGAGCUCUUCGGAAACUGAGGGAGAAGGAGGCAAUGCAGCAGAUGGCAGCAGUGAAGAAGAUGGAGACCGUGUUGAUGAAGACGGAAAAGGCAAAAGAAAGAACGAGAAAGCAGGUUCUAAGCGGAAGAAGUCAUAUGCUUCAAAGAAAUCAUCCAAGCUGUCUCGGAAAUCUUCAGUAGACGAUGGGGAAAAAGAUAGUAAAGACGAAAUGAAUAAGAGUGGCUCGGAGGCAGGCGAUGUGGACAACGAUACAAGAAAUGCUUCAGAAGUGCAGAAAAGCAGUGCGGGGAAUGUUUAUGCAAGAGUUGGGGGCCGUAAGAAAAGCACAGAUCCUAAAGAGAAAUUAUAACUCUUAGUGGCACACAGGCAAGAUUUGACUUAACAAGGUACUUCAUACUGUGGAAAGAGAGUUCUGAAUUUCGCUGUGCAGUAUUCUUGGAUUUGAUAUAACUCAACGCAUUUCAUUGUUGCUACCAUGUUUUCUCUGUUGUGUUUGCUGGCAUCACCAGUCUCACCUCUUGGGACAGCCUUUCAUUUCACAUUGUUCUGUUGCAUGAAUUUGCCCUUUUACAAGAUAAGAGCUUACAGAAUUCCACAGCCUUUGAUAUGGACACAUUUUUGAAUCACCAAGAACACAGAGCAACUCAUCUAAAGCUGGCCCAAUCAUAAUCCCUGUUUUCGGGGGGGCCCUAAUAAUAUAUAUAAUAGCGUUGACAGGCAGCAAAUUUAAGUGGACCUGUCACCUACAUAGAAAAGCUGCAUAAUGAAAGUCCUUUGCAAAUCCAUACCUGUUAUAAAGGUAUUUAAAUAUUUGAGCUGUCAAUCAAAUAGUAUCUGCCCCGCCUCUAUGCCUGAGGCAUAGAGGUGGGGCAGCCAAUCACUUUCACUUUCAAAUCAGCACUUCCUACGUCACUGCACUUCUUACAUUGCCCCUCCCCUCCCCAGGCCCUAUAAUUAUGUAUGACACUGUGUAUGGGCUUUAGGUUCCCCAUUCUAUUGCUUACACAAGAUUUUGGGGUGAUACACAAUUUAUUGAAAUAAAAAUGGCUGCUGCCUGCUUGGUGUGAUAGUGUAAUUCCAAGAGUGAAGAAAACAAAAUUUAAACAAUAAAUAUAGUGCAAGUACAGUUUAUUUUGCUCAACGAACAUGAUAGAAAAGAAUUUGGAACUGUUUUUUAGAGUGAAAGGUCCCCUUUAAAAUGGGUUUACAGGGCAAAGCAAUCAACAUGGUACAAAAUGGUACAAAAAUGUCCAUCUAUAUAUAUAUUCUAUAUAUCUGGCUGUAACUUUAAAUGUGUCUAGUUCUAGGUUCCAUCACUAUUUCCUUUAUAGUUAC